Messenger RNA from Tachysurus vachellii, 739 nucleotides. RefSeq names its product ATP synthase membrane subunit c locus 1 (gene atp5mc1). Gene Ontology annotation, biological process: proton transmembrane transport; proton motive force-driven ATP synthesis. The record is from RefSeq and is a predicted model, not a curated record. The transcript is spliced from 5 exons. Gene Ontology annotation, molecular function: proton transmembrane transporter activity. Bases 120 to 539 code for a protein of 139 amino acids. Lineage: Eukaryota; Metazoa; Chordata; Actinopteri; Siluriformes; Bagridae.
CACAGAUGAGGACGUAGUUCAUAAGCUUAUAAAUGACAAGGUGACAGUUUUACACGGCGCUCAUUGACUCUAGCUUCGAGUUUGUCUCCUGGUCGUUGUGUAUUAAGUAGGAUUCAGACAUGUAUGCCUGCGCCAAGUUUGUCACUGCUCCCUCUGUGCUCCGUGGAGGCUCCAGAGUACUAGCGCGGCCUGUCUCUGUGUCUGUCUUCAACAGACCUGAAGCCAGAACUGAGCAGGCACCUCUCUUGCCUGUGAAUGGGGCAUCUUUUCUGAACGUGAGCCGGAGCUUUCAGACCAGUGCUGUUUCCAGAGACAUUGACACUGCAGCCAAGUUCAUUGGUGCUGGUGCUGCUACAGUGGGAGUCGCUGGAUCAGGAGCUGGGAUUGGGACAGUAUUCGGUAGCCUAAUCAUUGGCUAUGCCAGGAAUCCUUCCCUGAAACAACAGCUUUUCUCUUAUGCCAUCCUGGGUUUUGCCCUGUCUGAGGCCAUGGGUCUUUUUUGUCUGAUGGUGGCAUUCCUUAUCUUGUUUGCCAUGUAAUUUAGACCCGUCAUCCUGUUCUUGACCGUCCAUCCAGGGAUCAGAAUCUGAAGCAAAGCUCACAAGGCCAUGGCCAUGCCAUUCCAACAAACUACUAGAAAUGUCUGUUUCUCCCCUUCCUUUCCUCCAUGAGGUUUUUAAUGUAACUUCUCACUACAGUUUGGGACAAUCUGUCUGAAUAAAUGGGUGGGAUAACCUUA